CUUAUUCUUUUCCGCCCCCAGGCAGGGUCCAUAUCGGAUCGCGAGGGCAGCAUUUUUGUGGCGUUGUGUGACGUGCGUCGCGUCCAUCCAACGAAUAUGGAUUGGAUUCAUGUGUGCGCAAGUGGACAGACAUCCAUGUCUUUCGGUACAUAGACCCAUACCAUGCGCACAUGUCAUGGCUUAUGCAGCGUGGCUGAUGGAUGAUGCGCCCUUGCCCAUGUUAUCUAUCUAUGUUGCCCAUAUGUGUGUGCGGCAGAAACGCAUUGAAAAUGACAGCGGUUCACUGAUGUGAUCUUCCAUCCACUGAUCGGUGUCUUCACUAUCCAUCCAUCCAUUCAUCCAGUCAUCUCACUGAUCGGCGGCCGUCGUCCGGCCGGCAGUGGUGAAGGCACACGCACUGUGCUGUGCGGGUAUGUCUGUACCCGCACCCUUCACCUCACUCGCCAAACCGGCGGUGCGCCGUGCUUCCAUCCACCUCACUCACAGGCAGGCAGGCAGACAUCCAGACAGACAGGCGGAGAGAAAAGGGUAGCCAGGCAGCCACACGUAUGAGAGUGCGCAGGAGAAAACGACGCCCAAACUAGGCAGGCAGGCAGGCAGACCAUCCAGGACAGGAGUCCGGCCGCGUUCACUCGCACCCCCCUCCCCCGAUCCCAUCCCUACUACUGACUUCCUUCCAGUCUGUCUGUCUGACCAAGAGAGCGCCCACUCACUCACCCACCCGUGGCACGCCCCAUGUGGAUGGCACUUGCACCAUCCCCCUCAUUCAUACAAAUACAUAACACGCACUCAUACACAGAGGAGGGAGGGAGGAAGGGAGGUACAUAGUCGCCACCCUCCCCCCACCCCCCACCCCUCUCCCUUAGUCGCACAACAAGAAACGACAACUGAACAGACAGACAGGCAGGCAGGCAGGCAGACGGCAAGUGAAAUCCCAAUGGUAGGCAUCGAUCAAUGUCAUUGUCAUUCCACUUGCCGGUCGCCCCGCGUCAACAGCUCAAUGGAAAAGAUGAAGAGAACCCUAAUUGGAGCCCACCCUCCCUGUCUUUGGUGUGUUGUGUCAGCGCCGUGCCCUGACUCUCUCUUUCUCUCUCCCUCUCUCGACUUAGACCAAAUCCACCCAUCCAUCCAUCCAUUCAUUCAUCCAAUGUGCCGACCCGCCCCGCCCGCAUACAUACAAACAAUGACAAGAAUGACUGUGGACUGGACAGACAGACAGACAGACAGACCCUGACUGACUGCCAUACACACAACCAUACAGAUCACAUGCAUCCCCAGCCAUCCAUCGCCGCUAGAAAAGUGAACUCCCUUCAAUCCAACAUUACAUUCAAUCAGUCAACUCAGUUGUGUGUCGCUUAUUCUUUCAAAAGUGAUUGAUGUAUACAACUCUUGAUCCAUCCAUCCAUCCACCAUGUUAGCCAUCCAUCCAGUUAGCCAUUCAUGCGGCCGGUCGGUCAGGCAAACAGACCACCGACCACCAACCAUCUCUUCAAUGAAGGAACAGAUGGUUGGGUGGCCGGGCAGGCAGGAAAAUGCCGAAAGGCCUCACCCAUCAUAUGCCCUCCCACACCCCACUCCCUACUGAGAUGAGUCGCCCACUCAGGAAGCAUUCACACGCUGUCCAGAAGACAGGAAGACGCAUGAACGAGCCCCCAGUGGCCACUGAGCCAGGAGGAAGAGAUUGCUGGUGUGUUAAGAGGGAGGGGUGUGUGUGUGUGUGGGUGGGUGAAGGUUUGUGUGUCUAUGUGAAGACCCUGAGGUGGUCCUUGACCUCGUAUCGGCACUUGGGGCACUGGGGCCGCUCUGACUCGCCGUCCACUCCCUCGAGGCUGCUCGCGUCCUGAUCUCUCACACACACAUCAUCAAUGUCGGUCUGGUGGUGUCUGUAUUUCCGUGUGUGUGCCUCUCACGUUGCAGAGUUUCUCGUAGCAGUCCUCACACAGUACAAAAUGAUUGCCUGCGCCAGACAGACACAAGACAACAAAGCAACACAACACAUCUCAUCUCAGCUCAGCUGGUGACCCUUGUGGGUGUGCGUGUGUGUGCGUGUGGCAGCCAGACGGCCUACAUGGUCGCAGGAGGAUGGCGCGUUCCUUCUCCAUGCACACUAAACAAAUCAGCCGCCUGCAACGAUCCAAACACAGCAACAAACAGAGGCAACACACUCAUCAAUCACGUCGGCUCCCCUUCCCCUCCCCCUCCUCCGUCUCUGCCCCGCUUAGCUUACUUUUCUUCCUCGACGAGGUGUUCUGCCUGUGGUGCGACCCUCAUGCGCCUGUCGAGCUGGUCCUCCUUGGGGAUCUGGAACGCCUGUGGCUGCGGCAGGUAGCUCUUGGGGCGAUUCUGCUCCAGCUCCUCCAUCCCGUGAGCCCAACGGCAGCGGGAAUUGUCGCAGCCACCUGCACACACCCACACACGCCCACAUCAACACAGACAGCCAGGUGGUGGGAUGAUGUGUUGUGGAUGUGUGUGAUCGGCUGACCUCUGAGCCACGCCUUGCAGAGGACCUUUUUCUGGAACACCGGUGUGGCGCGGAGCUCCUCCUUCGAGUGGGCAUAGCCGCACCGUACCUUGUGACACUGACCAUACUGCAGCCAGCAGACAAACAAACAGCACAACCAACCAACAAUCCACAUACUGCAUGCCGGCGUCGGGGGUCCACCGUGUGCGGGCAGCUCACUCACCGUCAUGAGGACAGGGCAGAGUGCAGUGCCUCUGAGGUCGGGAGGUCCCCGCUGCUCCUCAGGCCCAUGCGCAAACCGACAGUUGGCGCCGAGAGUGCACUUGCCCAGACGGUACCACCGGCAGAUGCUGCAGGAACACGCACAGUCACAGGUACCACACAACACACACGUUCCCUCCUCAUCGAGACACCCCGCGCAUCAGCCUCUCCUUCGUCCUGUCUGCCUCCGUGUCUCAUUUAUCGAUCCAUCCGUUGCCCUCCCCCCUGCCGCUGACCUAGUUUUGUAGAAUUGCCGGUGGUAGAGGGCUCGGAACGUCGAGGACGGCUCCAU
Molecule: messenger RNA, 3014 nt
Organism: Vitrella brassicaformis
Lineage: Eukaryota; Vitrellaceae
Source: the annotation of a GenBank genome assembly